Molecule: messenger RNA, 5716 nt
Organism: Amoebophrya sp. A25
Lineage: Eukaryota; Dinophyceae; Syndiniales; Amoebophryaceae
Source: the annotation of a GenBank genome assembly
AUGGCAGUAUUGGUAAUGAGCGGUGGCGAUGAGGAGCAAAAAGUAGAAUCCUUACAACCAACAAGCAGGCAGGAUCAAGAUGAAGGUGGCACGACAAGCGAGACGACACGCCCUUCCAGUGGCGACGCUGCACCUGAUGGAGAACCAUCUUCCCCAGGUGAGGGAGGUACGCAAGCAAGCCACGCUGAUCUCGGAAAUGCAGAAGGAGGUGAGCAAGGUGGAAAGAUUACGAAAGAUGCAAGCUCAACGUCUUUGCCGAACAUCUACGUGCAUGCGAAACGUUGGGACGACGUCGGGGCAAAUGGCGGCUACUAUCGUGUUCUGCUGAUAGAAGGCGAUCCUUCUCGUGUUAAAUACGUGCACGAAUCUAGAGGCUUUGCCAUUCUCUUCGAUGAAGACGCAAAACAGUGGAGACUCGCUUCAACUGGAGGUGGUGAAGGAGACACCGCGUCAUCAGGCACUAGCGAAGAGAAAACAUUGGAGCAAAAAGAGACUUCGGCGUCAAGUCCUCCCAAGUACGGAACUACAGUCCUCGCUCGCACCGAAGCACUCGAGGCUCAGGGGGCUGAGGAACUUGCUCUGCCGACAAGUGAGAACUGUAAUUGGAACUACGAAGGGACUGAGCAGCAAUAUGGUGAGGCGAAGCCCUAUUUUGGGAGAACGCGGCCGCGAGAGCUGACGUCACCAGCUGGAGGAGCAAGUUACGUCGAGGGGAAUAGCACAUCUUCAGACUCAGCGUUAGGAUCCUUUUCCAACAUUGAAUAGAAUCGAGGACAGUAAUAUUCUUGUUCUGUCGUAUGAAUUUUGAUUUGUACUGCUUUUUUCUUUCAUAGAGCUGUGGAAGAGUCGGGCAAAGAUGUCGGUGAACAAUCUGCAGAUGAGGGAAAGAGUGGCUUAGCGGUCGGGGCGAAUGGCGGUUCUCAGGAAAAUCGACGGACUCGUCAUGCUCGAGAGUCUUCUGAUACAGGCGGCCACUUUUUCGCGUUGGCCUUGAAAGUUCGAAUGUAUGGAACAUGCAGAUUUGAUUUUCCAAAGGAACGCAGUCACCUCCGACCUAUUCACUUUCAUCAAUUUACAGUCGAAUUUGUUUUCGUGUGGCCUUGAUGUCCAUAAGCGUAGCGGCAUGAGUUUGUUUUUCAUACAUAGUUGUCCCAUUCUCCCCUUUCCUCUGUCCCCCAAUCAAUUUCCUGCGACCGAAGAAGCGAGCACGCUGCCAAACGAUAAGAAGACCGGCCCGGCAGUAUACGCGCGGGCACUCGAGGAAUUCACCCACUCAUCGAAGUCAACGCAAUUUGUACUUCGUUUAGAGUACGCUGACGGCCUUGAAGAGCAUCUCGUCUACGAUCCGCGAACAGCUGACGGCCGAACCGCGAUAAUGGCUGGUGGCGAGUCGAAGCCUCUAGGUCUAGGCCCAGACUUUGCUCCUGACCCUGCAGAAGUGGAGCUAAAAGCAGAUCGCACAUCUUAUGCUGAAACAGGAAACGUGCAUCAUAUUUAUAAGAUAAUGUUGAGAUGAAUCAAAUUUUAACAGAAGCCACCACCAUUUUGCAGUCCUGUCGCGGCUAUUGAAUUUGUUGUCUUCAAUAUCAAUCUUAUUGAAUUGGAGUAGGACUCGGAACUGGAGUAGGACACUCUCGUUCUAAGGUUCCUCUAAAGUCUUGCAGAUUCGGCAUUUGUUUUCGGAUGUAAAUACUCGGCGUGGCAGGAGCCCUCUCCACGUGUCUGCUCUGCGGUUUGUGGCGGCGGCGCAAGGCGGUUGAUUCGGGAGGUUUUGUUAAGAUUGGUCAUUUCUGUCGACUCUGAUCCAUUUUAGAUCUACUUCUCAGCCUUUCCAAAUUGGGUGUGGGGAUAGGUCCUCAGUAAUUUUCGUAGUAUUUCUUUGAGAUGUGUAAUCCCUCGUGAUGUUACAGGUGGGCCUGCUAGUCUCUCUAAUUUCAGCGGAGCCUUUGCAUUUUGUAGGGGAAGACGAUUUAAUGCUCUGCAGCUCUCCUCUUGGUAGGUGGGACAACGGCGCUGAAGAGGGAUCCGUUUGCAAUCUAUGUUGAAGGGUUCUUCUGUUUCCCAGCCUCACUUUAGGUUCGUCAUAUUUCUGCAGAGAGGACAUGAGAAGAUCAGCCAAUUCUCUUUGUGAAGAAGGACUACGUUCUGACUAUAAAUAAUUAUCAUGGAUUCCUCUGCUGCGUAAGAUAUUACGAAACUUGCCUGAUAUUUUCUAAGAAAUUCACAAGCCUGUAGCGGUGCGCAGAGCGGUUGCAUCCUCAGCGACUGGGUAAAAGAGAGACUGCCAUGCUCGGCUCCGUGUGGUGGGGGCUUUCAGAUGGAGCGACGCAUCUUACUAGCAGGCAACGAAGACGAGUGUCCUAGUGUAUGGCGUUGCAGUCAUUUAGUACCUCGUUUAAUAAAGAACAAAUUGUAUAAUUACUGAGCUUCGCAGUUCUGUAUCGAUUAAAAUGAAUCUGAGUAGUCACUUCUGUCAACACAGUGCUCGUUCUUGAUUGCGCUGUCGGCUCUUCAUAUCUGGUCCACGACUCGUCGCGAUUGCGGUACACGGUCUGCAACACUUAAGGCUGGCACAGUAGAACUCAAGGUGAUUAUCACGUCAAAUUUUGACCUCUCAUACUACAAGAGUGGUGAUGUUCACUUUCGUAGACGACAUCUGAAGACAAGCGAAGAGCUUGUUUCGUUACUUAUGAAAAAUUUUUAUCUAAGGUGUGGAACCAUGCGCACCUAUCUGCAAAGUGGCGCGGGAUACAGUGGCUCUACGUGAAGUAGGAUUGCCGACGCAGCCGGGUGCUAUGAUGUAGGUGGCUAAUCAAAUUAUUUUUGCGGUUUCAUCAUCUUAGACUGGUGAGAAGAGGUGGGUUACUUCACACUGUAGCUAUAAUAUGACGCGUAUGUUGUAGUGACUUUUGUUUUCUGCCGUUUCGAGAAAGCGGAAGCAUGGCGCUAAGAUUGCGAAAAUGUGGCACCUAUCUUGGUUACCCAAAGAGUAUCGAAGUAAGAUGGGUCGUGAGAAGCCACAGGUUGCUGAGAAUCAGCAAAUACAUACGGAAACCGAUGGAAGUGGGCAUGACUCGGAUGCUGGUAGUGAAGUUAGCGACGGGGAUUCUUCAUUUGUAGAAGAGACAGUCAACAACAUCAGGAGAAGAAAAUCGAAAGAACGCGUCGAUUUCACAAAGGUACAUGAGCAGAUUCCUCCGGUCGACGCGGCACUCGAUCCUAGCGCACCGGCUCCAGGCGACACAGGAGCAGGCAGCCAGAAUGACGAGAAAGCUGAGAAUGCAGCUGCGGAUGUUGUUGAUCCUGACAUGGAAACCUCGCUUGAUCAAGGGUAUGAAGCAUUUCUUCCGGUCUAGAAUUUCGUAAAAGAGUAAGCCGAAGUUUUACGCCUUGAAUGAUUGAAUAAGCUGACGUGGGAGUUGCACUAAGUAUCUUCUUGCAGCGUUCCUAUUUGUAAGUGCACAGUCAUUUUCACUGACUGGACUUCUGAACAAGGAUUUUUUCGUUUUCCUACUUUAGCUCUACGACCUUAUCCUAUUAAACAGCCUUUCCGCUAAUAUAGAAAGGUUGAUGGUGCUGAUAAGAGGUUCUUUUCGGGUGAGAGGCUCAAAGAGAUGAUUCCGUGGACCGAUUGUACGGAGUACUGCAUGGCUGACACGCAUUCCCCACCGACUCAAUAUUAAGGCUACAAUGUUGCUCAUCAAGGUUUGUGAUUAUGGAUUUGUGUGAUCAUAUGAGUUUAGUGGCAAGAAACUCUCUCUCUCUGGGAAAUGCUCUAAGAACGUUGGUAUUUUCCUAUGGUACAAAAAGACUUCACCAGUUUCGAAGGUCGAAAUAUCAUGCGAGGGGAACAGUUGCUUCCGACGAAAGAAAACGAUUUGCGACUCACAGAGGCAGAAGCUCUACAAUUCAUGACACGUAACUCCUUUUUGAAAAUUCUAGACAGACUUUAGUUCGUCAUGUAGUACUAUCUGUAUGUUUGUGUUGUUCUAGCGUUGCAGAUGGAAGCACGCAAGCGCAGCGCUUUGUCUCUGUAGCAGAAUAUUAGACACACACACUCACAGCAUCCGGCCCCUUCAAUGGUAUGGAUGUCAAUAGUGGCAAAUUUUGUCCGAUUUGGUGGCAAAAGCGGCUGUGCAAUCUCCACAGAUGUGGUGACUUUAGAGUUUUUCCUCAUGACCAGCGUUUCGCACCUUUCUCGCGCCUCCGCUUUCCACGCGAAGCAGAUUGGCUCGAAUCUGUUUUGAUAUUUUUAUGUACCUAGUGUUAGUCCCAAAUUAAAUGGAGUAGGUCUUUACAGCAAGCUCAUGUUGAUUUCUAUACUGAGCCGAGUUAAGUACUAUUUUUUCCAAAGCUACCGACAUGGAGAUGUGAAUCCGGAACCAGAUAGACAUCAAAUUUUCUAAGAAAUUCGGUUCGAAAUCCGCAGACAUCAAAAAUUUUAGUCCAGGCACCGAAAGGCUUCAACUUCGCUCAUUCUAGCUGGGGUGAGCACGACUGUGUCUUUUCUCUCGAUGCCUGGCGUGCCUUAGGGCAUCACCAUACAUCGUCGACCGCGAGCAACGUACCCUGUGAAGUCCUUUGUCCGUCGCGAAGAGUGGACAAGAACGGUCAACAGAAAGGAUGUAGACAGUUUCGCGUCUCCCUUGAACGACCGCUAAUUAUGGUUGAGGUGUUGGCCAAUCUUUCUACUUGACCUGUUAUUCGUAAAUUCUAUUGGUCCUAUGUGACUUUGUCAAGUAGAGAAAAAAUAACGCGCGGAUAUACUAGUUAGUAAAAAUAGGCGCAUCCUGGUACUACUAACAAACGGCCUAACUGAAACAAGUACGUCUUUUUGGGACAUUGUGUCAAGCCAUGUCUAAGUUACGCACAGCCUCGAGCUACAAGUGGCAGACGAGGUAUACAUUACGAAUCUGGGUGCAAUUUCCACAGAAUUUAGAGAAGACACGUGAUAAUACGUGGACCCUGGUGCUGUCGGACGUGAGCAAUAGGCAAGUUCAGAGAAUCGAGACGCCGGGAAUUCCUUACAAUUACGCCAGCUGUACAAAAUGUUUUCAGUUUUCCUACUGUAGAAAGAGUUGAGCACUUAGAGUUUUGCUAGGAGUAAGUUACAAUCAUAUUUGAGAAUCCAAACACGAUAGAACCGUGGUUCUCUCCUUCGAUGUUCGCUUUUUCUGAGGAAAAUCUAGUUGCGCUUGGUCAGUUGGUGUGACAUUGAUCAACUCUUUCUUCUAAUACAACAAAGAAACAUUGAAACCAUUCCGAGCUCAUGGCCCGCUCGCAGUGAUUCCGCAUGGUGGCCCGGCUGAUAACGAGGUUCGGCGGGAAUUUCGGCAGAGCAAAGACGAAGGCCGCAUCACUAUGGAGGGAAGUCGUGCGGAACUGUAGGUUGCGACUACUUGACAGGAAACGGAGAAGAUCAAAGAAUCCUGUGUGUGAUAGAAUGUGACACAGUUUCGUUGGAUUGUCAUAGGUACGAAUAAUGCAAGAACGAAUCUUCUGAUUAACAAUCAACUACAAGAAAAAGUUUAAGAAAAUGCCGGCUAGAUUUCGCAAGAAUUAAAGAUUGUCACUUGUUCACCAAUUUGUAAGAACAUCAAGGCAGAUACAUAGCUAGCGUUCUGCGACACAGGGUCUUCGGACAAAAGCCUUUGGUGCACAAUAGCAACGUGACUCCGAAGAUGGUAUUCAGUCGAAUAAGAAGUAAGAUUGGUAU